Molecule: messenger RNA, 2681 nt
Organism: Yamadazyma tenuis ATCC 10573
Lineage: Eukaryota; Fungi; Ascomycota; Pichiomycetes; Serinales; Debaryomycetaceae
Gene: SQS1
Cellular component (GO): nucleus
Molecular function (GO): nucleic acid binding
Source: RefSeq, a predicted model, not a curated record
AUGCCUGCAAGAGGACGAGGAAGACGUGGUGGUGGCCGUGGUGGCCGUGGAAGGGGAAAUGCAAAGGCCUCUGGAAGGUUUAGAAACAAUAACUCCAAAAAGCAGAAAAGUAAAGGUACUUCUAACAACCACAGAAAACCUCCUUCAGAUGCUCCUGAAUUGAUGGAUCUCUCCCAAGGUGUAUAUAUACCCGAGGUUGGGGGUCCUAAGUCCAGCAUGAGGUUUCUUUCAAGAAGACCUGAACGAUCGAUGAUGGCUGAAGCACUUUACACCGGUGCCCAUAUGGAUGAAACCAUGCGUUUGCCGUUGAGAAAGCGACCCAUUGAAUUUGUCAAGGCAAAAGAAGUAUAUGAUCCAAAUAACGAGUUGCAGCGUAAGUUUAAGGAAGUGACUUUAGAAGAGACUGAGGAGAACAAGAUAGAGGAACCGGAAGGUAUUAUGGAUGGAAAUGUGUCUAGUGAAGAGAAUGCUACAGACGAAGAGGGAGAAGUUUCUGUUCAAGAAGAUGUUAUAAGAGAAAAGGAAACUUCCAAGCAAAUUUCCAGUGAUGACGAUGAAAUAUCCGAAUACUCAUCUCAAGAGUCUUCCGAUACAAAAGGAACAACGCCCAAAGAAGUGGAGUUUGUGAUUGACGAGGAAGGAGAUGCCCUGAUAGAUGUCUCAGGUAUACCCAAGCCAAAAGUGUCGUUGUUGAUGCCAACAGUACCAAAACAUACCGAGGCUUCCAGUGCUCUUGAACAUGACAGCACGUUAACCAUUGGUAAAGUGACUCUUCAAACAAUGAUAAACGAACAUGGCGAAAUGGAAACUGAAUUAAUGGCCAUCAACCUGUUGAACAAAGUUGCUAAACUGGGAUUUUUCGAUGAAACCCUAUUACGUUUCGAAAGUGAUUCAGACGAGGAAGAAGAAGUGGAUUACGAUAGUGAUCCUAUGGGUUAUAGAGACUACAUCAAUCAAAUCAUGAAGCAGAUGAAGGAUGAAGACGACUAUGACAGCAGUGAGUACGAGAGUGAUACAAACUUUGAUAUCAUGGCAUCUUCAGGGGAAGAAGAAGAACCAGAAGAAAUACAGGAACAAGAAGACCAUCAAACCGAAGAGAAUCCAGAAUACGGGUUUCUUGAAGAGGACUAUAACUUUGAUGUUUCCAAGAUUUCGAUUUCCAACGUGCGGUUGGGUCUUCAAAACCAGUACUACACCUGUUGCCCUGAUAUCAAUGGGACAUCAGAUUCAGUUUGGUUGGAUGAAGAGGAAAUCACAAGCUACGUUUCGGAAAAUGGAGUUAAAGCACAUAGGCUCAAGAGUUUUUUCAAAUUUCUUACCAAGGAUCUUAUAACAGAUGAAAAAGAUCAACCAUAUUACUCAGAUGUGUACAUAUCUGAGAGUUCAGAGGAUGAAGAAGAUGUCCCUGGUGAAGAAGAUGACAACUUGGACGAUUUGGUUUGGUUUACAAAGACAAUGUCGCAAAAUCCCCAUGAGUUGGACCUUGAACCAACAAAGUCCAUCCAGACAAAAGGCAAAGGAAAGAAAAAGCGAUUUGAUUUGGAUACUUUUGAGAUGGACAGCGACUUGAGGCAGACAUUACAAGAACAGUACUUAUCCCAAAGAGAGGCCAAGAGACUUCGAAAACAAGCUAAAGAUGACAAAAGAAUAGAAGAAGGUAUUGCCAACAAUGACUUAUUCCUCAAAUACCCAUACACUUUACACAUUAAAGACAUCAGAGACGAAAUGGAAGAAUUCCUUCACGAUGGUACCAGAAACAGAUUGAAGUUUCCUCCUUUGGAUCCCCAUGGAAAUAAAACUAUCAGCAAGAUGGGUGAGUGUUUCAACUUCAAAAGUAAAAGAUGCGGAGGAAACGGUUUACAUCAGUUCAUGGAAGUAGUGAAGUCCAAAAGGACAUUCCAAUAUAUUCCUGAUUACAACAAGGUCUAUGGGAUCUUGAAACAGAGACCGGUUUUCAAUCGAAUCGACCAAAAAAGACCAAAGGAUGAGAUUAUAGAAAGAGAUGGUAACAAGUUGAAAGAUAGAAAAAGAGCAAGGGACAAGGGUUCGAAUGCCAACGUCAGGGAAGGUGAUAUUGUUGGUGAAAAAGCUCCUGAAAUUGAUUCCAAUAAUGUUGGUAGAAGAUUGUUAGAGAUGAUGGGUUGGUCUAAAGGACAAGGAUUGGGUGCGGUCGGUAACCAAGGUAUCAAUGAACCUGUUCUAGCCAAGGUGAAAAUGAGCAAAUUGGGUCUUAAAUAGACCAGGUUAUAUUUAUUAUUAGAUCUAUAAAUGCAAAUGCGUUUCACCGUCUUUUCUUCUUGACUUUAUUAACUGGUGCAGCAUGCCCAGUUUCCUUGACAUGUUGGAAUAGUUUGUUACGAGAACUGAAACUGUUGUUGCAAGUAGCACAUGAUUCCAGUCCUUUUGCAGUAGAUUGUGAAGGUGAUGGCGAUGGAGAAGAGGCCCCUGGUAGAGAAGGAGUAUAUGUUCCCUUUUUCUCUGCCUUUUUCGUCCUUUUCUUGGGUUUUUUACCGGAAUUACUCCAGUCAUCUUCGUCGCUGUCAAGAUUGAUUCCAGAAGCCAAACCAGUGAUCUUCGAUAGCUCGUCCUCUAGAUUCAAGAUUGAAGAAGACUUCUUAUUUUUACCUUUAACCUUGGUUUUCUGGGGUUGAGAUGAGGAUAAAUCUUCACUGUAAUCAUCA